UAAGGUGUGCGUGUAUUUGUGAUGAAACAGUCACGUUAUGUCAUGUAAUACCUCAUCUAACGGUGUCACAUCCGGUCUGAUUCUAUAAAAGAGAAGAUCGUGGGGCUGAAGAAGUUGAGAAAUCGAACAGUUUCUGCAUUUAAGGUGUCAGGGAUAUAAGAAGACUACAAAAUCCGGAGUCAUGCUUGCUGUCCGGAGCUUUCAGAGGCUAGCAGGCUCUCCUGCAGUCUCCCACAUGGUACGUCACAGGAUGACAAGAGGCCUGGCAGACGAGGCUAAACAGGCUACAGAGAAGAUAGUGGUGGAGACUCCGAAAGGUAUUAAGGAAGCAGGACAGAAGUCCGUCCCCAAGCCUGGUGAAUACUCCAUUGUGUACACAGUUGGUGGGGAGAAGCACAAAAUAGAUAUAGUAGUUCGUCCGGGGAGGUGGCAGCGUCGGUUGAAGCGGCUGGUGAUCCUGGCUGCUGGUAUUGCUGUAGUGGGAGGGGCGGGCAGAAUCAUGGGGGACAGAUGGGAGACAAAAAUACAGGAAGACCCUCAGAUGAAGGCAUUGUGGGACAGGAACAAGAGGAUCACAGCCUAUCACGAGGCAGGCCACGCCCUGGUGGCCUACUACACCACAGAUGCCCCGCCCAUCAAGAAAGCCUCUGUCAAGUCCUGGGGACCAGCACUGGGCCAUGUAUCAUUCCAGUUCCCCCGCAGUAAGUGGUUGAUGCUGCAGACUAAAUCCCAGCUGCUGGCUCAGAUGGACAUCGCCAUGGCAGGCAGGGUGGCAGAGGAGAUGGUCUUUGGCCCUGAUAACAUCACAAAAGGUGCCAGUAUGGACCUCCGUAUGGCCAAUAAUGUUGCCAGCUGCAUGGUGACUGAGUAUGGCAUGAGCAAAAAGCUUGGCCUGCAGGUGUUGGUUGGAGGACCGUUCGGCACCAUGGCGGCCACACCUGAGACCAGACAGACAGUAGAGCAGGAGGUCAGGAAACUACUGCAGGAGUCCUAUGACAGAGCAUCACGGAUGCUGCGGCUUUACCGAGUGGAACAUGAGAGACUGGCCCUGGCCCUGCUGGAACACCACAGUCUGUCUGCUGAGGAGGUCAAAAUGGUCCUGAGAGGAGAGGAACUCAAACACAAGAAAAAGGACAAGGAAGAGUAGGUCUGCAUCCUUGCAUACAAAACACAUGUUGGACAGUAUCCUCUCUUUAUAGUUAUAAAAACCUGAUGUAAGCCCACACCAAAUUAAUUUCUUGGUUAACGGAUUC
Messenger RNA from Branchiostoma belcheri (Belcher's lancelet), 1253 nucleotides. Its product is annotated as ATP-dependent zinc metalloprotease YME1L1-like. The coding region runs from base 182 to 1147 and encodes 321 amino acids. The record is from RefSeq and is a predicted model, not a curated record. Gene Ontology annotation, biological process: mitochondrion organization; protein quality control for misfolded or incompletely synthesized proteins. NCBI's taxonomy places the organism in Eukaryota, Metazoa, Chordata, Leptocardii, Amphioxiformes, Branchiostomatidae. Gene Ontology annotation, molecular function: ATP-dependent peptidase activity; metalloendopeptidase activity; ATP binding. Gene Ontology annotation, cellular component: mitochondrial inner membrane. The transcript has 10 exons.